Messenger RNA from Fusarium verticillioides 7600, 588 nucleotides. RefSeq lists its product as hypothetical. The record is from RefSeq and is a predicted model, not a curated record. Lineage: Eukaryota; Fungi; Ascomycota; Sordariomycetes; Hypocreales; Nectriaceae. The transcript has 3 exons. The coding region runs from base 1 to 588 and encodes 195 amino acids.
AUGUCCACAGCAGGAGAACUCAUCCAGCAGCACCCGGCCAACGUAGUGGCCAAUCCUGGGUACAAGACCACAUCCGAUAAAGCCUGGGCCCACGAUUACAACCCAAUAAAAACGACAAUUGUGCAUACCAUUAUAAGGAAUGGUAUUACCGAUGCUAACUUUGAGGAUGCCUUCAUGGGCAUGGAGAAUGACGACGAAUUACGCUUUCGUCAGCCAGCCGUCCGAACAAAUCAACGACACUGGAGACUGGAGACCGAAGCAGACUGCGAGAAUUGGUUCAACACUGAGAUAACAAAAGUUGUCCUUUCUGCAUGGCAUGACUAUCCACCGCUUAUGCAGACCUCUCACACAAAGCCCCUUUCGGAAGAAAACAUAUCCGAGAAUGUGGACUGUACAUUCUCUGUGAAAGUGGCUCCAUUACCAGGAGUGGACAAAGAAGUCUAUCGCAAGAGCUUAGAGGUUACGCAAGCAAAUACCAGUGCCCUCAGGUAUUUUGCUUUGACGGUUCUAGAUUGGUACUUCUGCAAUUCCGAGCGUAUCGAGUUGAUGACAUCAAGAGCGACACGUGCCCGAUUGACUGCUGGGUGA